GUCUGAUAUCGUCCUUUGAGGUCUUGUACAGGGUCUACUACGCACUAAUCACACACAGCUCAGCUACUCGCAGCUCCCUGUGUCUUCCCAUCGAGCUACGACCUCCCUCGCAGCAUACCCUCUGCGAACUACUCCACCUCACACGACCCCCGCCCACUCCUUCGCACAAUGGGAAAGAACCAAUCCAAGCUCACCCCAGAGCAACUUGUGGACCUUCAGAAGAGCACAUACUUCGACCGAAAGGAGCUCCAGCAGUGGUACAAGGGCUUCCUUAAAGACUGCCCCUCCGGAGUCCUGGACAAGGCCGAAUUCUCUCGCAUCUACAAGCAGUUCUUCCCCUUUGGAGACCCUGCCACAUUUGCCGAAUUCGUAUUCAAUGUCUUUGAUGAGAACAAGAAUGGUACCAUUGACUUCAAGGAGUUCAUCUGCGCACUGAGCGUUACCUCGAGGGGGAGGUUGGAUGAGAAGCUCAGGUGGGCGUUUCAGCUUUAUGAUAUCAAUGGGGAUGGGACGAUUGCCUAUGAGGAGAUGUUGACCAUCGUCAGGUCCAUCUACAAGAUGACGGGACAAAUGGUCAAGCUACCGGCUGAUGAGGACACCCCAGAGAAGCGAGUGGACAAGCUGUUCCAGAUGAUGGACAAGGACAAGAAUGCCUCUCUGACUUUCGAGGAGUUCCAAGAAGGAUCCAAGGCAGAUCCUACGAUCAUCAGCGCCUUGACCCUGUACGAUGGUCUCGUAUAGUCAAUCAACAUUUCGGCUCUUCCAAGUUGCCUGGGGGACCGAGGCUCAGGUAUUCCUCGCCUGCCUAGUUGCAGCUGCGCUGGUAACCUUUUGCCUCUUGCACGUCAAUGGCCCCGCCAGCCCAAACCCGUGCUGCCUGAUCUCUUUCGCUUCUCCUCUGUGCG
Microstroma glucosiphilum is the source of this 905-nucleotide messenger RNA. RefSeq names its product putative FRQ1-regulator of phosphatidylinositol-4-OH kinase. NCBI's taxonomy places the organism in Eukaryota, Fungi, Basidiomycota, Exobasidiomycetes, Microstromatales, Microstromataceae. Gene Ontology annotation, cellular component: intracellular membrane-bounded organelle; cytosol; membrane. The transcript has 8 exons. Gene Ontology annotation, molecular function: calcium ion binding. The coding region runs from base 169 to 741 and encodes 190 amino acids. The record is from RefSeq and is a predicted model, not a curated record.